AUGGCACACCCAUGUGGUCGAACAUUUUUGUCGGCUUUGAUACAACUCGUGCCGUGUAGACCAUCAGUGGCUCCGUUUAGCACAUUGUCUCCUAACAUGCUAUGUUGCGCAGCCAUCAAGACACUUGGUCAACCUUGUCUAUGCGUUCUUGCCAAAGGACCACCUGUAGCUGGCGUUGACCGCACUCUCGCCCUCCAAUUACCUGGCAAAUGCUCUGCCAAUUUUCCUCCCUGUGAUAUGUUAAAAGUAGUAAAACCAGUCCUUUGA
Messenger RNA from Arabis nemorensis, 267 nucleotides. NCBI's taxonomy places the organism in Eukaryota, Viridiplantae, Streptophyta, Magnoliopsida, Brassicales, Brassicaceae. The record is from the annotation of a GenBank genome assembly.